Molecule: messenger RNA, 5180 nt
Organism: Drosophila kikkawai
Lineage: Eukaryota; Metazoa; Arthropoda; Insecta; Diptera; Drosophilidae
Gene: NFAT
Product: NFAT nuclear factor
Biological process (GO): regulation of transcription by RNA polymerase II
Cellular component (GO): transcription regulator complex
Molecular function (GO): RNA polymerase II cis-regulatory region sequence-specific DNA binding; DNA-binding transcription factor activity, RNA polymerase II-specific; transcription factor binding
Source: RefSeq, a predicted model, not a curated record
CAGCCCUGCGCAACAAGUUGAAUGGAAAUAGAAGAAAAUUGCGUCCAAAAUAGUGCGCAAAAUAGUUUUGUUUUUUGUUUUUGUUAACGUGCAACGACAACACAAUUGUCAACGUAUAGCGGUAAAUGCAAAUGAACGCAAGUGACAGUUGAAGCAGCACGAAUACGAUACGGAUUAAACCACGCAACAAAAACAAUUGAGCAAGGCACACACACACUAACAUAAACACGGCAAAAAAAAAACACCACUCAAACACACACACACACGUACAUGUGCAGGCGCCCGCUCGUGUGUGAGGUAGUGAAAGAGACAGCCGUAUCGCGAGUGAAUGAGUGCGAGUGAGAGGCAUGCUCUCUGUAACUGUAAUAUAAUUGAUAAAACAAAAAACGUCAGGAGCAGGAAUCUAGUGAGAGUAAGCAAAGUGACACUGCGGAGAGACUAGCAAGGAGGAGAAUUUUUGUUGUUGCUAAAAAUAGCAACAAAUAGAGAAAGGAGAAACAGAGAAAGAGAGACAGAGAGGAGAGUGUUGACGCAGGCACAAAAAAGUAGCAGCCUUUGGGCCACUUGGAUUUUAAUAUUGUCCGGAGACACUUGUACCGUUAGCUCCCUCUCUCCGCCGCCGCUCUCCCUGUUUUGACAACACAACAAACAAACGGCAUUCGGUGGAAGCAACAGCAACAACCAUAAUAAUAAUAAAAAAAAGACAACAUCAACAUCACAACGGCAACAACAACGGCUCAAAACUAUGCUUUUGAAAUUCACAACCAAAACCAGUGGAGCUGGACCCUCAUCCGUUCCCCUGCCCCUCGCCCACCAGCUGGCAGCCGGCCCCUCCCCCGGCUCCUCCAGUUCGUCCAUGCAGGCGACCACAACGUACGCGACGCGCGGAACAGGAAUGAGAAUGACCAUGUCCACGAAUUCCACAAUGAGUGCGCGAAUACAUCGAAAGGGUUUUCGCAUACCAUCGAAAAGACAGCCGGGUAAGGGAUUGCCCGGCAAGCUGCAUACUAUAACCAGGGCGGGUCCCGGCAAAAUGGUACCUGGAAAGCGAAUACCACAGCGACCCCAUCCGCCGCCCUGCGACAACUCCAACGACAGUGGCCUUGGCUUUGAUCAGCACACAGAGCUGAGAUCCUCGGCGGGCGGUGAUUCUGGCCAGCGUUCGUCUGGACUUUUGGUCAAUAGUGCACUAACCAACAGUGUUGCAGCAGCGGCCGCGGCAGCAGCAGCAGCAGUGGCCAGCAAUACGUUACAGCAGCAUCAGCAACACCAUCAACAUCAGCAGCAGCAGGCGCAACAGCAGCAGCAGCAGCAACAGCAACAACAACAGCAGCAGCAACAUUCACCACAGCAGCAUUUAAUACGCGCGAUACCUGUAUCAAGAUCGCGGCACGCCAGGAAUAUGAUGAGUCAGUAUCUGGAGGAUCUCGAUCUGGUUUCGGCCUCCUCAUCGGAGGACUCUUCAGCAACCACCUCGCCACCGGUCAGUAUCAGUUUGGACGAGGACACGGGCUUUGUCAACGACAACAAUUCGACGGCCGGCACAUUAUCCAUGGGCAGUAAUUCCACCUCUACGUCCGGUUCCACCUCCAGUUCCAGUUCCACUUCGGAUCCUUUUGGCGGUGUUUUUCAGGCCACCGAAGCGGCGGUGGCAGCGGCAGUAAAUGCCUUUACCCAGCAGCAUCACCAGGUGCAGCAGCAGCAGCAACAUCAUCAGGUGCACCAACCACAGCAGCAACAGCAACAGUUCCAUUAUCCCGGAUUGCUGCACCAUCACCAACAGUCGCAGCAGCAGCAACAUCACCAUCGCCAUGGCAAGCACAUCAUCAAACGCAAGAAGCUCGAGUGCAACCAGGUGGAAUUGGACAAUGAUGAUGCCUGCAGCGAGGACGAGUUCAUUCGCAAGAUAGCCAGCUCGGUGGCAGCGGCCACUGUUGAGCCACCCUCAUCAGCUCCAGCUGCAGUGGCUGCACAAGCUCCAGUCCUGCCAGAAGUGGCCACCACCCCAUCCUCAGCUCCAUCUAUGGGCAAGCACCUGCCGCGCAACACCAACAAUGAGACAAAAUUCAUUUCGGCGAGAACUGUCACCCGAGUGGCCAACAAGCGGCAACCUAUUACGCCCUUGAACAGCAUCGCCAGCUCCAAUGAUGGCCAGGUGCAGCUGGAGAUUGUCUCACAGCCGGAGCAACAGCAUCGGGCGCGGUAUCAAACGGAGGGUAGCCGUGGUGCUGUCAAGGAUCGCAGUGGCAAUGGUUUCCCCAUUGUCCGGCUGACCGGCUAUGACAAGAAUGCCGUCCUUCAAGUGUUCAUUGGCACGGACAUUGGCCGUGUGGCGCCGCACAUGUUCUAUCAGGCGUGCAAGGUGGCCGGCAAGAAUUCGACGCAGUGCAACGAGAAGAAGGUGGAUGGAACCAUGGUCAUCGAGAUUGAUUUCAAGCCGGAAACGGAAAUGACCAUUACCUGUGAUUGCGUUGGCAUACUAAAGGAACGCAAUGUCGAUGUGGAGCACCGUUUCCCGGAGCAUCUGGCGCAGAAGAACAAAAAGAAGUCAACACGCUGCCGUAUGGUAUUCCGCACUCAACUAACCCGCGACGAUGGCACCACCGAGACCCUUCAGGUCUGCUCGAAUCCCAUCAUCUGCACUCAACCCCCUGGCGUUCCAGAGAUUUGCAAAAAGUCACUUAACUCAUGUCCUGUGGAUGGCGGCCUUGAGCUGUUCAUCAUUGGCAAGAACUUUUUAAAGGACACUCAUGUGGUGUUCCAGGAGACCUAUGACAGUGUUAAUGGCGACGAUCCGGCCACUGAAAUUGCUGUGCGUCAGCAAUUAAUUGGCGGUACCGCCGCCCUCUGGGAGCAGAGUGUCCUGCCGGACAAGGAGUAUCUCCAUCAGACCCAUUUGAUUUGCACUGUGCCACCGUAUCUGCAUCAGAACCUAAUGAAGCCCGUCCAGGUUCAGGUCUCGAUCGUAUCCAGCGGCAAGAAGAGCGAGCCGCACACGUUCACCUACACGCCCAAGGGACAGUACACGACGCUGGCGGCUGCCAGCACGUUAAGUAACACAAUCCACGCCCAAGAUGUGAGCAGUUUCAUGGACACCACAGCAGCGCCCAAUGGUGGCUCAAGUGGCUCCAAUGGCUGGAGUGGCUCAGGCGGAGCCACCAACAAUCCUCAAGCACCAGCUCCGGGCUCCACUUCGGUGGCCGAUGGCAAUGUGGAGGCCAAGCAUGAGAUCGAUUCGGGUAUGAUGCCGCCACCGAUAACCACACAGAUACCAAUGGGCGUACGUCGCUCCUCGCUGCCCAGUGCCACGCCCAUGAUCACCGAUCAGCAACAGCAGCAGUUGGUUCAUUUAAGUGCAGCCGAGGCUUUGAAGACGGAACUCCUGGACGACAGCAGUUCGCAUAGUCCCCUGACAGGGGAAUCCACGCCGGAUAGUCCCAAUGCCGCCAUGCAGUAUCAUCAUCGUUUUGUGGCACGAAAGCCCAGCCUGGAUACCAUAAUGUAUGAUCAAUCCAAUAGCUUGCCAGGAUUUCCAGCUGUGGUGGCUCCAGCCACAGCAGCUGCUGUGGCAGCAGCCGUUGAUAUUGAUCCUGCUGCAGUGGCUGUGGCCGUGGAGUUGGCCGUUAAAAAUGAGAUUGUUAAACAUGUGGUGCAGCAGCAUCAGCAGUUGCAGGAACAGAUGCAGGAACAGCAGCAGCAGUUGCAAGAGCAGCAGCAGCAGCAGCAGCAACAACAGCAGCAGCAGCAGCAACCCCAGCAGGUGCAACAGCAGCAGCAACAAGUCCAACAGCAAGUGCACAAAUUCAUAGAUGAACUCACCAAAUCCACUUCAGUGGUGACAAGCAAUGGAACCAGUGAACCUGCCCUGUUCACCACCUCAGCGGUGAUUGAUCAUGCCUUGACCGAUAUAUUGCAGGCCAAGGUGGGCAUUGCCACAGCACCACAACCCCCAACGCACAGCGUUGUCCUAGAACGCAGCCUAUCCUCGCUGAGCUCCACCAACUCCAGCAGCAGCUCCCUGAGCGGCAACGAGAGUUCACCCAAUAGCUCACCCUUAACCCAAGAUAUUAUACUCAAUUCAGAGCCGGCAGCUGCUUUGGCCGGAGCAGCUGGCCUCCAAUCUUCUCCAGUAGAUGUGACCGGCGGCGGCGGCGGUGGCGGUAGCCUAUCCACGGAUAUCAUUAUGAAUCCCGCUGUUUCACCCUCAACCAUUUUGUGCUCGGCCAAUGGAGCUGCCACCGCUGUAGUGCCCAAUAUCCUGGCACCGCAUCAAGUGACCAUGGCCAAUUCCAUACUAAAUGAUAUUGCCAUGCAGCCGGAGCCAACGCAACAGGAUGCUGCAGUGGCUGCCUUGGCCCUAAGCAACAUUAUGAUGAGUCCACCAACAGCAGCAGCUGUGGCUGUUGACGCUUUGCCACCGCCGGCUGUUAUGCAACCGGAAGUGGCAGCCACUGCCACCUCGACGGCUGUCAGCAAUAUGAUUAUCAAGGCGGCAGCGGAUUUUAUAACCACACAGGAGCAGAAGCAAGAGCAGCAGCAUCAUCAUCAUUAUCAUCGCCAUCACUCUCAGCACUCGCAGCAUUCCCCCGCUGUCACGGUGAGUUCCAAUCCCGCCGAAGUGAAUCUGUUGCUGUCCAAUCAUACGGCAACACCGGCGGAAACGGCGGCCGCUGCUGCCGCAGCCGUUGCCGUAGAGGCGGCCAACUUUCAAUCGUUAAAUCAUAGCCAUCAUGGCCAGCAUCCCAUACAUCAUCAUGGUCAUGGCCAUGGCCAUCACCAUGUAACCGGACACCAUCAUGGCCAUCAUUUGCCGGUGGUGGUGCCGCCGACACCACAAGAAUCUCUGAUCGUUGCUCUGGCCAGCGAGAAUGCGUUGCAAAAGUCGGUGGCCACCGCUGCCGUGACCACCAAUGGUGCAGUGAUGACCCAACAGGCAUCGGCGCCCAGCACAGCCGGUAGCAUCAUUCUGCCGGCGGCCGUCGGAGCGGUGGCUGCAGCGGCGGCGGUGGCGGUGCAACCGCAGCCGCCAAUACCGCAGGAGCUGACCACGAUGUCGGAUCAGGAUCUGAUCAGCUACAUCAAUCCGAGCACCUUUGAUCAGAUUUAAACGGAUCAACAAAUUAAACUAUGUGGACUUGUUUUUUUUUCUUAACAAUUACAAUAAAUGUUACUCCUACACA